UAAGAAGAAUGGUUCAUUUAUUCUGGAUAACCAUUUGGGGACUUUUCUGCAUGUCACUACUUGACGGACAGCUGCAAACUCCUACAGCUGCAGAAUCCAGAACGCCCCUGGACAGCAUACUGUACAAAGGACUUACAGACGUUCAUUAUGGAAUGGAAGAAGGAAGCGGAUCAUUACCAGAACCCGAUCCAUCUUCAGCCAAAUCACAUAGCCAACUCUACAGGAGCUUCCUCCGGAGAAGGAAGAGGUCCAUUUUAUUCCCCAGUGGAGUCAAGGUGUGCCCAGAAGAAACCUUUGAACAAGCUCUUGUGAAUCAUAUAAAGUUUUUUAAACUAAGGGUUUGCCAAGAAACAGUUUGGGAAGUUUUCAAGAUAUUUUGGGACCGACUUCCUGACCAAGCAGAAUAUCAGCACUGGAUGCAUUUAUGUGAAGAGGGCACUAUGCCUGCGUUUGAAAUAGGAGAGAAUUUCAGCCGCUCUGAAGACCAUCAUAAGCUGGUCAUAGAGAAACUGACAAUGAUCAAACAUGCUACAAGCAGUUAUUGCAGAGACUGGACAUGUGGUACUGAUAUUAUAUCAUCCCCAGCAACAGUGGACAAUACAACGUUUCAAGAAGCAGCAGCCAAUGUACCGCUGUCAUAUGAAAUAUCCAUUGAAAGUUACUCACCCACUAGCACUCUGACGCAAGAGGAGAAUGAAGAUAUGGACAAUGAAAUAAUAAAAGCGACAGAGAAGCCAAGGAAACCAGGGGACAAAAUGGUUGAAUUCAGAAUUCUUAUUCUAAACGAGCCACACAGCAAGGAACUAAGUGACAAGUCUAGUGAUGAACAUAAAGAGUUUGCUGAAAAGUUCAUUACUGAGAUGGAAAGUAUAUUUCAAGCUUUGCCUGGAUAUAAACGAAUCAUAGUCCAAAAAAUCAGUCCUGUAUUACUGGAUAGAAGAGCAGUUUUGGAAGUACAAUAUGCUGUAAUAUUUGAUGGAGAUGCUGAUGCCAUUAACAAUGCAACUUUGGACCUCAUGAAUCUCCAUUCCAAUAAAAUUGAAGAUACCUCCAUAAAUAAUAUUGAAGAUAAUCCGACAGCAGUUUAUACAGUCAGUAGCUUUAGAAAUUAUAUAGUUGACGCUCUAAAGAAGCAAAUAUUAAUUGGUGAAAAAACUCUGGAUUUCAACGCAGACUCUCUACAACUUUAUAAUGUUAAAAAUGUUCCAUCACAUAUUUACAAUGAAUGGACCAUAAUAACUGAGAAACCAGCAUUUCCUAUCCCAUCCACAGCUGAUGUUGAUAAUGCGCUACAAGCUGAAUGGCUGCCAACGGCUUAUUCAACUAUAAACACUUUCGCAUAUAAAGAAACAAGUGAAGACCUAACAUCAAGAAGUCAACUUGCUCUGGGGGCAGAAAGCCAUGUUGUUACAGAAGACAUUGAUUUUAACCUUCAUGUUACUCCUGUUCCUGAAUAUAUCUUUACUACACCUUCAGAUUACUUGACUUUCCAGCAUACCACAAUCUUCAGUUCACUGGACUCAAGAACAGUGGUAGUUAUUGAUUCUAUCACAGACUUAGAAAAUCAAGAAGGAUCAGGGCAUGAUAUAUUACAGAUCAAUCAACCAACUAUUGGUUCACUCUCUGAGUUUGUGUCUAACGAUAUAUCAUUGUCUUAUGAGGGCCAAGUAAUUAACACCGUUCUGCCACCAAGUGCAACAAUUCCAUCAGCUGGAGCAGGCGAUUCUGACAUUGUGACAUCUGCAAUAGCUGCUGAAGAGCCUGCUUUAAGUCAAUCUUCUUUCACAAUCUUAUUAAAUAAGAGUGAAAGCUUUAAUGGAGAUCGUGAUACUAUAACAUCAGAAGUUACUUCUAAAAGCAAUCUAGAAACAGCUGAAAUACUUGUAGAGGACCAUUUACUACCAACUUAUAAAAACCCUGAAAGUAUUGUUCCUCUGGAUGAGGGAUCAGGCUCAGGAUUUGAUCUUAUGACUGACGAAUACAAAGCUGUUACAUGGUCUUGGACAAAAACAACAGGAGAAUAUGUUUCCUCAGUCAAAAGACAAACAAUAGAUAUAGAUUUAACUGAGACAACAAGAAACUAUGAUGAAUUACUUGAAGAACGUUUUACUGAUAAAUUCAUUGAGAAGAGUAUCAGCUUGGUCAGCACUGAAAUGAGCCCUGUUACAAAUCAGGAUACAAAAGAUGUUGAACUUACUCAUAACCCUAUUGCUACAGUACAACCUCUCCUUCAUGAGACCUCAACUGAGCCUUCUCUGUUGCUGACUUCAGAAUACUGGAAUAUUGACCAGUCUGUGCAAACACCAGAAUCAUCUGACCAAGAUGUGUACUUAUUCCCUGAAUCAGAUAGUUUACAUUAUACCACAGAGGAAUAUUUACAAUCAGAUUCUGAGGAUAUUUCAUGGCCUGUACAAACGACAGAACCACCAUCCCAGACAAGCCUAGUUCUGGACUAUGACACAGAUAUGAUGGAAAGUUCCACUUCUAAUGAAAUAGAACCACUAAAACCAUAUAUUCCUGUAAAUGAUCUCACUCCAAUUCCAACAACUAAUGGACAUGAUAAUCAAUUUAUAACUAGUUCUGACAAAAAUAUUAUUUUACAUGAGGAAUUGUUAAAUACCAUCCCAAGCCUGGAUACUAAGAAGACCCAUUCUCUCAGUGACUUUGAUUCUGGAAGUGAAAACAACAUGCCCAAUAUUAUUCCUAUAGUACCAAAGGAGGCUGCUAUUACAGACUCAAUGCAGUAUGAGCCACAAUCCAGUCAAACUUAUGUAGGCCCGACAACUUUGUUGACACAGAAUGAAGUAGAUACUGUUGGCGUUCAAGAUAUAUCUCUGGAGUUAGAUCACAUGAGCACAGUAUACUUUCAUCCUGACUUGAGUCCAGAAGAGAGAAGCUUGAUAGGAAAAAACAUUGACUCUACGGAUUUGUCUGAUGUCAUCUUUUCUACUCAUGGGAGCAACAUCAAUGCUUCAGCGCAAGCUCGGGCACUUGUGGUGUUUUUCAGCCUGCGUGUCACUAAUAUGAUAUUCUCUGAGGACCUCUUUAAUAAAAACUCUCCUGAAUAUAAAUCUUUGGAACAAAGGUUUCUAGAACUGCUGGUUCCCUAUCUGCAGUCCAACUUAACUGGAUUUCAAAACCUUGAAAUAUUGAAUUUUAGGAAUGGCAGCAUCAUUAUAAACAGCAGAAUGAAGUUUGCAAAGCCUGUCCCACGUAAUGUAACAAAUGCUGUAUAUAUAAUUCUUGAAGACUUCUGCAACACCGCUUACCAAACUAUGAACUUGGCAAUUGACAAAUACUCCUUGGAUGUUGAAUCAGGGGACGUAGCUGACCCAUGUAAAUUCCAAGCUUGCAACGAGUAUUCAGAGUGUCUCAUUAACAAGUGGAUUGGUGAAGGGGAAUGCGUUUGUAACCCAGGAUAUGUUAGCAUGGACGGUUUGCCUUGUCAGAGCCUCUGUGAUUUGGAAAUAGAUUUCUGUCAGAAUGAUGGCAAAUGUGAUGUCAUUCCUGGACAAGGAGCCAUUUGCAGGUGUCGGGUAGGGGAAAACUGGUGGUACCGUGGAGAACACUGUGAGGAGUAUGUCUCAGAACCCCUAGUUGUUGGCAUUGCUAUUGCAUCAGUAGCUGGAUUUCUUCUUGUUGCUUCUGCUAUUAUAUUCUUCUUAGCAAGGACACUGAGAGAUCAAAGUACAAAGGGAGAUUCUGAAGAAUCUGGAGGGAGGCAAAGUGAUAGUAUUUCAUCUAUUGAGAAUGCUGUGAAGUACAAUCCAAUGUAUGAGAGUGAUACCACAGGCUACAGUCAUUACUAUAAGAGAUACCCACAGCUCCCAUCAACCAGUUCCACAAGUCCAGAGACUUCUGCAGACUUCAGCAGUGAAGAGAUCAGGCACAUUUACGAAAACAGUGAGCUCACUAAAGAGGAAAUUCAAGACCGAAUACGAAUAAUAGAACUGUAUGCUAAAGAUCGCCAGUUUGCUGACUUUGUGAGACAGCAUCAGAUGACUGUGGAUAAUGUCAGAACAGCAAACCCAUGAAAUGAAUUGUCCAUUUAUUUUCUCCUGUUUAGAGAGAAAAGGGAAGGGAUGAAGGCAUUGGAACAACACAGAGACGUUUUGCCAUUAGAAAUGAGUUACCUCAUGUUGUGCUAAGGAACAGCUUAUGCCAGAAUUGUAAAUAUUUAGUACAUAAAGACUUUCACAAAAUGAUGAUGAAUGAUGAUUUUUAAUUACCAUUAGGAAAACACAUGUUGCUAAUAUUUUCUUUUUAACAAUAUACUGUUUCAUUUUCAGUUAUUUUUGUAAAUGUGAUUAUCUUUUACAAUACAGUAUUUUGUUUUGUUUUGUUGAUUUUGAAAAUACAAUAGAUUAUCUGAAUAUGUUCUGUAUAAUCUAUGCAAAUGUAUAUAGGAAUGGCUGUUUUGUGCCAUACAGCCUACGGUCAAAGUUCAGAAAUGACUAACAAUGUUUUAACACAUGUCUGUGUCAUCUGCCUUCUAAUACAUGACAUCAGCCAUUAGGUGGUAAACCCCUAAGAUUCCACGUCAGGUAACUCUGUGUUUAUAAACUGAGAAGUAGGUGUAGAAGAUUAUUAUACCAUGGUACAGCAGAAGACAAGUUCAUUUUCAGUGUUAAUAAAAUAACUAUAACCCUUAGGAUUAGCAUAUUGGCCAUUAUUAUAUGUUUUAUGGUACUAAACAGAGGCCCUACAUUCAUUCUCUGUGUGUGAAAGGUAACACCAGCUGAUGCAGGGAACCAGGCCGCAUGUUUUGUAUGCAUCUAUGGGCCACUCUGAGUAUGUCUACAUGCACCUGGUUGGUAUUGUUCAUAUAUAGGCUCAGUUUAGUGAGUGCAUGUCAACAGUUCUCAUAGUCAGUAUACUGAGGGCUGCGUGGAGAAUGGGGCAUGUGCCAGUCUAUUAGCAGGAAGUACAGAUGGGUCCACGGUUAUCUUUACUAGUUUUCUGCACCUAGGCACAACAUGACUUAUUAGCAUAAACCCUUAAUCUAUUGUUCUCAGCUGCAAUACAGUACAGAGAACAAUACAGCAGGGGAUUAUAUCAUUACAGCAGGGGAUUAAAGGGGGGUAUUCACGGAGCGAUCGAUGCUUAAAAUCUAAGCAAUCUGACUAGAUUGCUUACAUUUUAAGCAGCGAUCACUCCGUGUGUACCCCUCACAGCGAUAGUGCUGCGCAGCCCCGAGCAUCGCUAUCGCUGGUGCUAGAUUGGCCUUGCAGGCCAAUCUAGCAGGUUGCUCACUUCACCCGCUGGGUGAAAUGAGCGGGCCCCCGUCCUCCUCCGCAUCGCUCAGCACACAUCGCGCUGUGCUGAGCGGGGGGAGAGAUGUGUGCUGAGCGAACCGCUCAGCACACAUCUCUCCCCAAAUCGGGCCGUGAAUACGGCUCUUAAGUCUGACUGGCCAGUCUCAGUUAAUCCUAUUAAAGGUCAAGAUAAACGUGGACCCAUCUGUAUGCAUUUUCAGGCUGCGUGUAUUUACCAAAAAUACACAUACCUGCCUCCACAUGCAGAUCAGUUUACGCCUUACACUUGUGACUCUUUGUGAAUGGAGAGUGGAGGGAAGAGGUGGCCGAGAAGGUCAAGUACGUUAUGGCCGUGUUCACUGAAUUGCAUCGAAAGCAGAGAUGGGCUUGGACGACAUCUGUUGUAGGUGCUCCAGCCCUAGUACUGUACAAACAUAACCAUCACCACAGGCUUUUGCAGUGUAAAAAAAAGAAAAAAAAAUACAAAAAGUGAUCAAAAUACAUAGGUUGAACUCAUAGGGACUCAUUUAUCAACGAGUGAUAAAACUUGUUGUGAAUGAUAAAACCUGUUGCAUAUGAUAAAUGGUCCUCCAGCCAAUCUUCUCCUAACUGUCAUAUGUUCAGCUCCUGUCAUGUGUUUGAAGUUAGAAUGAAUUAAUUUUAUGACUCUUUGAUAAAUGAGCCCCAUAAUUACAUAUAUUUUUGUGGCUAGCAUUUUAAGAGUAAAUGUGUCCAGCAUUUACUGGGUAUAAAAAUAUAUUGACACUGAAACCCAUUCAGUAAAUGGCAUUUUUAGAACUGUUGUUAUUAGAAUUGUUAUAUUCAAAUAAUUAACAGACUGAACAUUUAGGCAACUAGCUCAUUAAGGUCUAGUCCUUCAUCAUGAAAACUGAUGGGGCUCAGUGCACUUAAUAUAAGGAUCCAAUAGACCUCUUGAGUGCAGAGGUUUUUGUAUCAUUGAACACUGAACCCCACUGGUCUUAAUGAAGGACUAGAACUCAAUGUGUUUUUCACCUAAAUGCUCAGUCCGGUAAUUAAUACUGAACUAUUGCAGUGAAAGGUUUACUAAACUGUACAUAAUGCUAUUAGGAAUUAUUUCUGUUUUACAACCAAAUGAUAUGUUUUAAACUACAAAACUGUGUGCUACUGUUGAUUUGUUUUUGUUUGUUUGCUCUCUUUUCUCUUGUUUGUGUACUUUAAUGCAUAAGGUGUGCCUUUUGUAUUGGUAAACAACUGUUUUUCAUGUGUACAUAAAUACAGAGGGUGCACUUCAUCAAUACACUGUCAGAUAUAGAUAUUUAAUAUUGUGACUGGUAUAUAGUCCCACAUCUAAAUGAAAUAUGUUGUAUUGUUGGUUGGGGUCUCAUUACCAGUUAUUUUGACCCCAUACUUCCCAAACAAUAUAUACCUUGAAAUGAAUACAAACUCAAUAUAAUACAUGAGUUGUUCACAUGGUAUAUCGUACAUUGAAUGUACCUAUACAAUUACAAAUAAAGUGUAUUUAACAGAGAAUUAUAUAGUACUAUAUAGCAUUAUAAUUUUACUGUAAAUUAUAGUACAUCAGACAGGCAGUCCAACAUACACUUUGUAAUUCUCAUCUAAUGGUUCAUUCCAAUAAUACAUGUCUUUUUUGUCUUAUACCAUGGUGGAUACACUAUGUGAUAGGAAUAUUAUAAUCAUUACAUGUUUGAAUGUUUCUGUUUUUGUACUUUGAUAUCAAUUUCAAAUACAUAUGUUUACUAGGAAA
Messenger RNA from Pseudophryne corroboree (corroboree frog), 7002 nucleotides. RefSeq names its product interphotoreceptor matrix proteoglycan 2 (gene IMPG2). Lineage: Eukaryota; Metazoa; Chordata; Amphibia; Anura; Myobatrachidae. Gene Ontology annotation, biological process: visual perception. The coding region runs from base 9 to 4034 and encodes 1341 amino acids. The transcript is spliced from 20 exons. Gene Ontology annotation, molecular function: heparin binding; hyaluronic acid binding. The record is from RefSeq and is a predicted model, not a curated record.